CGGCGAUCCCUGGGGUUCCCAGCAGCGGGACCGCGGCGAUCUAACAUCUUAUCCCCUAUCCUAGGGGAGAAGAUGCCAGGGGCGGAGUACCCCUUUAAGCAUUUAUUUUGUCAUCAUGUCGCGUUAGCAGGAAUACGCUGAGCGGCUAUUUCCUCGCCGGGCGGAACAUGGCCUGGUGGCCGAUUGGCGCCUCGCUCUUUGCCAGCAGUGAGGGCUCCGGGCUGUUUAUCGGGCUGGCGGGCACUGGGGCGGCAGGUGGCAUCGCGGUGGCAGGAUUUGAAUGGAAUGCCACAUAUGUUCUACUGGCCCUGGCUUGGAUCUUUGUUCCAGUUUACAUAUCUUCGGGGAUUGUCACCAUGCCGGAGUAUCUGCAGAGAAGAUUUGGGGGGGAGAGGAUUCAGAUGUAUCUGUCUGCUCUCUCCUUGCUCCUGUCCGUCUUCACUAAGAUUUCUACGGAUCUCUAUUCUGGAGCGCUUUUCAUCCAGGUGUGUCUGGGCUGGAACCUCUACCUGUCCACGGUGCUGAUGCUGGUGGUCACCGCAAUGUACACCAUCGCAGGGGGUCUGGCUGCUGUCAUCUAUACGGACGCACUACAGACGGUGAUCAUGAUAGUGGGCGCCAUUGUCCUGACCAUCACAGCGUUCAAUAAAAUUGGAGGCUACCAAAAUCUAGAAAAGGCGUAUGCGGCGGCCAUACCUUCCCUGGUCGUCCCGAACGCCACCUGCCACAUCCCUCGCUCUGACGCCAUGCAUCUUUUUCGUGAUCCGGUCAGUGGGGACCUUCCUUGGCCAGGCAUGACCUUUGGAUUAACCAUCCUUGCCUCCUGGUACUGGUGCACGGAUCAGGUCAUCGUGCAGAGGUCGCUGUCGGCCAAGAACUUAAGCCACGCUAAAGCCGGGUCUAUCCUCGCCAGUUAUCUGAAGAUGUUACCGAUGAUCUUUAUCAUUAUGCCAGGAAUGAUCAGCAGGGCGCUAUACCCAGAUUCGGUCGGAUGUGUUGUCCCUGAGGAGUGCAUCAAAUUUUGCGGGGCUGAAGUUGGUUGUUCCAAUAUUGCCUACCCGAAGCUGGUUACUGAACUGAUGCCUAGUGGCCUUCGUGGUCUGAUGAUCGCAGUCAUGAUGGCGGCUCUCAUGUCUUCAUUAACCUCCAUAUUUAACAGCAGCAGCACCCUCUUUACUAUGGACAUCUGGAGGAAGAUCAGGAAGAAUGCCAACGAGAAAGAACUUCUUCUGGUGGGAAGGAUAGUGACUGUGGUCCUUGUGAUCAUCAGCGUGGUCUGGAUUCCAAUCUUACAGAACGCCAACAGUGGGCAGCUCUAUGUGUACAUCCAGUCUGUCACCAGCUACCUGGCCCCCCCGGUCACAGCUGUGUUUGGCUUGGCAGUAUUUUGGAAGAGAGCCAACGAGCAGGGAGCGUUCUGGGGUCUUAUGGUCGGACUGGUGGUUGGAUUAGCUCGAAUGAUUCUGGAGUUUGUGUAUCCCAUCCCUCGGUGUGGAGUUUAUGAUGAAAGGCCGUCCAUUCUGAAGGAUGUUCAUUACCUGCACUUUGCCAUCAUUUUAUGUGCGUUGACAAUAGGAGUAGUAGUCGGGAUAAGUCUUCUUACGGAGCCACCGCUCCACGCUCAGAUAAAAAACCUCACGUGGUGGACUAUACCCCGAGGAAGAAGCCCACCUGAGAUCACACUAAGGAAAGUGUCCACUCGAAGCCAUUCAUCCCCCAGAGAGAAUGAAGUCCAAGCCAACUGUUCCCCCCGCAGCCGGACCUGGAGCAGCAUGUUGUGCAAAUCCCCCUCAGAACCAGUGGAAUCUCCUGCCGCCAUUCAACAAAGAAGCAUUAGAGAGGAUCCAUUUUGGGCAAGGGUGUGCUGCAUUAAUGCCAUCAUUCUCAUGUGCGUCAACAUUUUCUUUUACGCCUAUUUCGCAUAAAGACCAAAAAGGAGCGGGAAAACACUGAAUUAACAUUACCCAAAAGUGCCCUUUACAUUAACCCUUUAACUGUUUAGCCAUUAGUACAUGGUCACAGUUGAUGUCAAUCCAUUCUCCGGCUUGGAAAAUGCCUCCAUAUAACAACAUCCACUGCCAGCUCAUGCCAUGGCUCAGCUUAUUACUGGCUGCUCACGAGAAGCACAUGCCAUGGGAAGGACUAUACAGCGUGCAUGUAUAAAAUGUCAGCAGUAUACGGUUCCUGCCCUGGUAACCUCACACUGCAUAACGCAUGCUUGGCGGACCACCAAGGCUGAACAGGCGGCACGGUGACAUUCCUGAGAAUGUGCGCAGUCAUAAAGUACAAUUACUAAAUAAAACGUAUUAUUAAUGGAGCGGCCUUCUG
Messenger RNA from Hyla sarda, 2328 nucleotides. It is a transcript of the gene SLC5A10, whose product is annotated as solute carrier family 5 member 10. Gene Ontology annotation, cellular component: plasma membrane. Gene Ontology annotation, biological process: transmembrane transport. The transcript has 15 exons. Bases 168 to 1925 code for a protein of 585 amino acids. NCBI's taxonomy places the organism in Eukaryota, Metazoa, Chordata, Amphibia, Anura, Hylidae. Gene Ontology annotation, molecular function: D-glucose:sodium symporter activity. The record is from RefSeq and is a predicted model, not a curated record.